CAUUCCUCGCGCGACCGUAGUCGAGCUGUUGGGUUGUGGGCUGAACGCGCUGUGGAGAAGCGGCCGGGUGGGGCCUGUGUGUGGCGGACCGCUGUCCAGGUGCGAGGAGCGGCUAAGCGAGCGCUCCCGGGAGAAGCCGGCGCGGACGCCUGAGAUAAAAGAAUGGCUAACUCCAUUGCAUCAAAGAACUUUACUGCACUUUCAGACCUGCAUCCAAAUAUGGCUAAUCUGAAAAUAAUCGGCAUAGUUAUUGGAAAAACAGAUGUCAAAGGCUUUCCAGACAGAAAAAAUAUUGGAUCAGAAAGGUACACUUUCAGUUUCACCAUUCGUGAUUCAACAACCCAUUUUGUAAAUGCAACAUCGUGGGGCAAGGAAGAUUACAUCAGAUCACUUUCUGACAGCUUUCGUGUUGGGGAGUGUGUGAUAAUUGAAAAUCCCCUGAUCCAAAGAAAGGAAUUAGAAAGAGAAGAAAAGUUCAGCCCUGCAACUCCUAGCGAUUAUAAACUAUUGCUCAGUGAGAAUCACUCAAUGGUAAAAGUUUGUUCCAGUUAUGAAGUGGAUGCCAAGCUACUUUCUUUGAUAUACUUACCUGUUAAAGAGUCUUGUGAUUAUUAUUCAUUGGGUGACAUUGUUGCAAACGGACACAGUCUUGAUGGAAGAAUUAUUAAUGUCCUUGCAGCUGUGAGGUCGGUUGGAGAGCCAAAAUACUUUACAACUUCAGACCAAAGAAAAGGCCAGAGGUGUGAAGUUAAACUCUAUGAUGAGACAGAGCCUUCUUUUGCAAUGAUAUGUUGGGAUAAUGAAUCUAUUCUACUUGCACAGAGCUGGGUGCCACGAGAAACAGUAAUAUUUGCCUCAGAUGUAAGAAUAAGUUUUGACAAAUUUCGGAACUGCAUGACAGCAACUGUAAUCUCAAAAACCAUUAUUACAACUAAUCCAGAUACACCAGAAGCUAACAUCCUAUUGAAUUUUAUAAGAGAAAAUAAAGAAGCGAAUCUUCUGGAUGAUGAAAUUGACAGUUAUUUGAAAGAAUCCACAAGUUUAAAUACAAUAGUUGAUGUCUAUACAGUUGAACAAUUAAAGGUAAAAGCUUUGAAGAAUGAAGGAAAAGCUGAUCCUAUCUAUGGAAUUCUUUAUGCUUACAUUUCUACACUGAACAUUGAUGAUGAAACUACAAAAGUAGUUCGAAAUAGAUGUGCAGGCUGUGGUUACAUUGUAAAUGAAGCAUCCAGCACUUGUACAACUUGCAACAAAGAUUCUUCAGAAUUUAAAUCAGUUUUUCGCAGCUUCCAUAUGCUAAUUGAUCUUACUGAUCACACAGGUACCCUCCACUCCUGUAGUCUCACAGGAAGUGUUGCUGAGGAGACUUUGGGCUUCACGGUAAAUGAGUUUCUUGCAAUGACGGAUGAACAGAAAACAGCAUUAAAGUGGCAGUUUCUUUUGGAAAGAAGCAAAAUUUAUGUAAAGUUUUUUUUAUCUCAUAGAGCAAGGAGUGGACUGAGAGUGAGUGUGCUCUCCUGUAAGCUCGCAGAUCCUAUCGAGGCAAGUAGGAACUUGUCUGGACAAGGAAAUAUUUAAAAACCAGACGUCAUUUUAAACUCUGGAAAAGAAUACAAGUUUUAACUGCCUUUAAAGUGGAAAAUGAGUUUGAAAAUUACAGAUAAAAUUGUAUUUUGUUCAAAUGUGGUGAGAAUGUUUCUGUAAAUUGUUAUUCUGUUUCCCUCUGGAGUUGGUUAAGAGUAAAUCCUAAAAUCCCCCUCUUAUUCAAGUUCAUUUCUUAGAAGGCUUUUUCUACUGGCUUUGCCCUCUCUCUCUUCCCAAGUUGGAAAAUGUUUGCAUGAAUUAAUAAACAAGUUUAAUCUUUCCCACAGAUAUGAAUGAUUUUUCUUAAGCCCCUUUCCUGUUUGUCUUGUUUGCCUGGAGAAAGAUAAGAACCUAUAAAAACAACGUGGCCAUGGCUCAGACUACUUUGCUGGAGCUGAUGGGCACAGACGACCGGUUCUCCCAGUGCCGGGUGGGGACGGCAGAAGUCCAUGGGUGAUGCUGUACAACUGUUUUGAUCACUGUAGAGCUUUUCUAGUCGGUUGCUUUCUCUGAUGACACAUCAGAGCUACCCAAUGCUUGUGAAGGCUUGCUGACUCAGGCUUGACAUUUGUGAGUCUGAAUCAACUCGGGGAAGACCAGCUUCAGAAGUUUCACAAGCGGUGACGAGUCUUAGGAACUUGGAAGGGUGGGUGACCUGCUCUGCUUUGACAGGGCGACGGCCCCUCCACUUCAGCUGCCUUUGCAGCAGCCCCAGAGUGCUCUGCUCAGCUCCACACCAUCUCAGGUCACUGGUCACUUGCUUCAGGGCAAAGACCCACCACUGCGGUCAGUGUUGAUCCACAGUGUGGGAGGUUUGUCCAGCGUAAUUUGGGUCUGGCACUUCAAAGGCUACACUUCACCCACCACAGGAGUGAAAAAAGAAAAAGUAAGUGAACGGAAUUCUUUUAUAAAGCUGGUGUUGGGAGAUAAACUUAUCUUGUCAGUAAUGUUUUCUCUGGCUUUAACCAUAUGCAGCCAUGGGGGAGGGAUAUGAGUUGACACUUAGUGUGUCUAAAUUGUGGUAAUAAAUGAAGUAAUGAAGAUCUUGAUCAUAGUUGUGCAAAUAUCAAGUGUACCUGAUGAAGGGCUUCCUUCCUUUCUCCCUCGGGGAGGGGAUAGGUGUGUUAAUCAGGGUGAAUUGUGAAGGUGGACAGGGAAGGAAGGAAGGAGAGUGGUGCAGGGACAAGGAUGCCUGGCCCAGAUAGUGUGUCCGGCGCUGCUGUGCCAGGCCUCCUGGGGCUCUGACCUCCAGCAGCAGGUCUCAAAGUGCCAACACCUGGCACUUUGGGUGCCAGAACCAGCUGUCUGGGCUCCUAUAGUCCAUGGCCCUCAGCUGCCCUGGAUGUUUCACCACUAGCCUCAACUGCAUAAUACAGGUACAAAAUACCAGCAUUCUCAAAGUAGGUGCAUAUGCAGUACUCAGUGUUGCCUAACCAAGGCCUAUGAAGGCCUAGUGGGCAGCAGAGGGCUCUGCAUGACUUCCUCACUGCUACCAUGGUGACCUCUCAGUCUGCUGGCAUUUAACUAAGGAGACCCCAUGCCUGUCACUAGAGGGACAUCACAGUUGCUUAUUUCAUCUGAUGAAAUUGGAAUCUACAGGGCUAGCUGUCAUGCCACACUGAAUCAGAGGUGCUUCACAGAGCUUACUUAACUUACACAUUCACAGAAUGAAGAUUACAAACGGGUCAGUAUCUAAAAUUUGGCUGUAGAUUAGCCAGAAUGCAGGUACUUGAAGUAUCAAUGAAAGAAAGAAGCAUUCUGCCCCAUCAACACAAAAUCUACAACUCCCUGUCCAGGAUCUCUAUUUCUCUGCUGCUCUCCAGAAGCUGCUUUUCCUGGUCCUAGUGACUUCUGAUCUACAUGUUUUAUAUUGCUUUAUAUAAAUAGUUUGGUGACUAUAUAAUUUUUCCUAAUCUUCUAUUAGUGGUUCAUUUAAAUACAGUUUUCCUUUCCUAAUUCUGCUUUGGUGAGGGUUUUUGUUGUUGUGGUUCAAUACUCUGUACGUGGCAGAAACACAAUAUAUAUUUAUCCACCUAUUACUCAUCUUGAGGAACCCUGGAGUUGUUUUUGCUUUU
Delphinapterus leucas (beluga whale) is the source of this 3659-nucleotide messenger RNA. The record is from RefSeq and is a predicted model, not a curated record. NCBI's taxonomy places the organism in Eukaryota, Metazoa, Chordata, Mammalia, Artiodactyla, Monodontidae.